AUGUCGAAUGUGGCCACGUUCAAGAUGUUCAAUACGAAGGUGAAAGGUAUCAGAGAGAAAUUGACGGAAUUCUCCAACACCCUCAGUUCCAUUGCGAGAAGAGGAGCCAUCCUGCACGCCGCAACGCGCCUUUCUGAUCAUCUUCAAGUUGUAUUGUUCCUCUUCCGAGAGAAUGCAGCAAGUCUGUUCCCGCAAAAGAUCAAGAUGCGGGAAGAGAACCGCGAAUAUUUCCACCUCAGAGCGACCCUGAAACACGAUAACACCGGCUUCACGUUGGAGUCUAUACCUGUACAGUUGGGCUUCCUUGCGGAGGCUAUCACCGAGUACCAUGAUCGGCUCACGGAAAUCCCCGAACUUCGAUUGGUAGCCAAGGAUGCGCGCUUAAUGCUAUUCAAGCAGGAUCUAGAGUAUUGGCAGGGAUACUGUAAAACACUGAAGGGCCGUUUCCAAGAAUAUGUUGUGCACGUUUACCUCAACGAACUGCUCGGAGAAAUGGAGAUCCAUCUUGACAACCUGACAACAAUGCUCAAUACAUUGUGCAAGGUCACUUUGCCCCGUUUGAAUACUGCGAAGGGCGAACAAAAUAAUUACUUGGUCGCUCUCACCGCUGUCGCAACUCUAUUUGCAAGCAUUGCGGCCACAACCUUGUCGCUUUCUUCUGGACAGCAUGGUACUUUACUCUGGGAUUUCGUCAACGCCUUCUGGUUUUCUUCCUUGGUGCUCAGCAUCGUCUCAGUAGUCAUCAGCCUAGUUGGCCUGGUAUGGAAUGAAGACCUGUGCCUAUAUCCGGAGCAACGCUUUCCUCGGUGGAUAUCCUCCGGUUUAAGGAGUUUUCCGAUGUUUCUCCUCGUCGUUGCUGUGCUCGCGUUCUCAGCAGGACUUGUGCUCUUCGGGUUCUCGUCCCAUCAGCAUGUUGCCACAUCUAGCUUGACACUAGGCUUUACUUGCAUCAGUGCCGUGAUUCUGCUGGCCCUGGUAAUAUUGUUUGCCAUUGAGGACAACAGGUUCAAAGGCAACACGGAACGGAGCACAAAGCACACAUUGUUUGACCCGUUUCUGGCUCCCAUCGGUGCUUUUCAUGACAUACGUCGUCGCAUUGGGGAUGUCCCAAGCGCUGAGAAUAGCGACGCCACUACGGAAAGUACGCCACCAAAUCAACUCGCAGGACGUGAACAUAGGAGCAUAGGCAAGUCGUUAUUUGCCUUGGGAUCAGGCAUCACGCGAGUUAUGGCUAUGGCUAUACCGCCUCCAGACGACCCCUCCUUCCCUUGCCGUGAGGUCGAUAUAGACCUGGAAGUUGAAGCGUACGACAGUGUGUCGGCGGACUCCCGCAGCAGUACCUCCCAUGGCCUUAAGAAUAUCAGCCCGGAGUUCAAACGCAUCGUCGGGCACAACAUCCCGUUGCCGCAAAGCUCUGUGGCCCCAGCUGAUAUCCAAUUUCUCAUGAUAGGGAGUUAUCUUGCGUCUUCUGGCUGGGACAAGCGCGUUCGUAUAUGGAACGUGAAAUGGAACGACGAAAGUAAGGCUCAGGGUAAAGAUGACGUAAAGCCGUAUUUCAGGCAAAUUGCGGAGAUGCAAGACCCUCCAAAGCGCACAAUAGAGUCGCCAAAUGCACUAGUAUCUGCGGAAGGGUUCGUGUUGCAGACUGUCAUCCUCUGGGAAGCGACUCCUGUCAAGAUCCUGUACUGGUGUAUCUCUGUGGGACACGAUCUGUACGACUCAAGGAUGAAAAGAUCAAUGCCCGCUGUCCCGACGCUCACGGACAUUUCCAAUGUGGUUGUCAACAAGGAGGGUACUCUCCUCUUAGUGAACCACGAUGGCAGGCCCCCUCAGCUUUUCGACGUAACUCUGAAGGCUAGCGAACCUGUGAUUAUCCCUCGCCUUCCAUAUGCUGCUGAGGCACGCUUCACCGGUCGUGGCGCAUUCUGGGGGCGGAACGACGAAUACGUUUUACGCGGUGAUAGAGAUGGAAAUAUACACGUCUGGGACACGGAGACGGGCCAGCAUAAGCAUACCUUCCUCGCCGACAAAUUGAAAUAUGUCAAAAAUCGGAAAUAUGGCGCCAGAUACCCGCACUUCGACUCCGACCAAAACGCCUCUGCCGUACCGCCGUACCUCUUCGGGAGCUCACUCGCGUCCACGAAUGGCAGCAUCUCCUUCCCGAUGGCCUUUGACCUGCUGCCUACAACGCGCAUCUUGGCGAGCUCGCUGCUCGCGACGUCGUCGAUCUCGACGUGUAGCGUGCGGAUGGGCGCGGGGAAGGUCGGCGCGGUCCGGAGCACGGAGACGACGUGGCUGAUCCCGAGUCGGGCGAGCUCGCUGUCGUCGAGGGCCGUGAGGAAGUCCGAGAGGAAGUCCGAGAGGUAG
Molecule: messenger RNA, 2367 nt
Organism: Punctularia strigosozonata HHB-11173 SS5
Lineage: Eukaryota; Fungi; Basidiomycota; Agaricomycetes; Corticiales; Punctulariaceae
Exons: 18
Coding region: 1-2367 (788 amino acids)
Molecular function (GO): protein binding
Source: RefSeq, a predicted model, not a curated record